ACCUCACUAAAAACCCUUCUCAUUUCUCUCUCUUAGGUUCCAUUUUCAUUUUCUUUUGCAGACUCAGUUUCAAGCACUUUCUCUCUCUAAGUGUUGUAGAAGAUGAAUCUGAACAAGGUGAAGAUGCCAAAAAUGCCCGGUGGGGGUGCAGCUUCUGCCUUAAUCAAGCUGGGAGUUGUUGCAGGGCUUGGCAUUUAUGGAGUUGCUAACAGUCUCUACAAUGUUGAAGGAGGCCACCGCGCCAUUGUUUUCAACCGUAUUGGGGGAAUUAAAGAUGAGGUGUAUCCCGAAGGAACGCAUUUUAUGAUCCCAUGGUUUGAAAGGCCAGUCAUUUAUGAUGUUCGUGCACGACCCCAUUUGGUCGAGAGCACUUCAGGAAGUCGUGACCUUCAGAUGGUAAAAAUUGGUCUUCGGGUUCUCACUCGUCCUAUUCCGGACCAGUUGCCAACUGUUUAUAGAACUCUUGGUGAAAAUUACAACGAGAGAGUACUGCCUUCUAUUAUUCACGAGACUCUCAAAGCUGUGGUCGCCCAGUUCAACGCUAGCCAACUUCUCACCCAGAGAGAGAAUGUGAGUAGGGAAAUACGGAAAAUACUCACAGAAAGAGCUGCCUCCUUCAACAUUGCAUUGGAUGACGUGUCAAUCACCAGCUUGACCUUCGGUAGGGAAUUCACCGCUGCAAUUGAAGCCAAACAGGUGGCGGCACAAGAAGCUGAGAGGGCCAAGUUUGUGGUCGAAAAGGCUGAGCAAGACAAACAAAGUGCCAUAAUUAGAGCACAGGGAGAGGCUAAGAGUGCACAGUUGAUCGGUGAAGCAAUUGCGAACAAUCCAGCAUUUAUCACACUUAGGAAAAUCGAAGCAUCCAAGGACAUUGCACACAUUCUUGCAGCUUCAACCAACAAGGUGUACCUCAAGUCCGACGAGUUGCUGCUGAACCUUCACGAUCUCACCUCCUUGGCAGCUCAGAAGUAGUAAAUGGCUAAAUUGCCCUCCAUAUUGGAUCGUUGACUUUUCCUUAUUGAAAUCUUAAUUUUGACUUUUGGCCGUUUUGAGUAAUUAGUGACAUAAAAAACGGUAUUUCUCUGUUUCUCCCCCCCACCUCGGAAAUAGAGGAAUUCGACAUUGCAUCGUAGACUAAAUUUAGUAUUUGUUUUCUGAUGAUGUUUUUUUUUGUUUGGUGGAACAAAAGUUAACAUUUGAUAUUUCUGCUUGUUCUUGAGUUCAACUUUACGCCUUAUUAUGAUUCGAGGUUAUUAAUUAAUUGAGUAUUAAUUUGUCGAGGUG
Molecule: messenger RNA, 1284 nt
Organism: Erythranthe guttata (spotted monkey flower)
Lineage: Eukaryota; Viridiplantae; Streptophyta; Magnoliopsida; Lamiales; Phrymaceae
Product: prohibitin-1, mitochondrial
Biological process (GO): mitochondrion organization
Cellular component (GO): mitochondrion; membrane
Source: RefSeq, a predicted model, not a curated record